Molecule: messenger RNA, 4020 nt
Organism: Dama dama (fallow deer)
Lineage: Eukaryota; Metazoa; Chordata; Mammalia; Artiodactyla; Cervidae
Gene: MED16
Product: mediator complex subunit 16
Exons: 16
Coding region: 199-2688 (829 amino acids)
Biological process (GO): positive regulation of DNA-templated transcription
Cellular component (GO): mediator complex
Molecular function (GO): protein binding
Source: RefSeq, a predicted model, not a curated record
GGGGCGGAGCCACUGCCGUCCCAGAAGUCUCCGGGAAGCAGCCGGGCUGCGCGGGAGACUAGUUGGUUCUGGGAAGAUGGCGGCGCUGGAGCCGGGGUGUUAGAGCGAAUGCAGACGGCAGCCUCCUUCCCGGUGGGCGUACAGGCUGGUCCAGAGCUGGUGAUUGUCCUCCCUGUAUGACCUUGGCAGCUGGGCGCCAUGGACCUGGCUUACAUCUGUGAGUGGGAGAAAUGGCCCAAGAGCACCCACUGCCCUUCGGGUCCCCUGGCCUGCACCUGGUCCUGCCGCAACCUCAUCGCCUUCACCACGGACCUGCGCAGCGAUGACCAGGACCUGACCCGCAUGAUCCACAUCCUGGACACUGAGCAUCCCUGGGACGUGCACUCCAUCCGCUCAGAGCACAGCGAGGCCAUCACCUGCCUGGAGUGGGACCAGUCCGGCUCGCGUCUGCUGUCAGCUGAUGCCGAUGGGCAGAUCAAGUGCUGGAGCAUGGCUGACCACCUGGCCAACAGCUGGGAGAGCCCCGUGGGCAGCGUGGUGGAAGGGGACCCCAUCGUGGCCUUGUCCUGGCUGCACAACGGCGUGAAACUGGCCCUGCACGUGGAAAAGUCUGGUGCCUCCAGCUUCGGGGAAAAGUUCUCCCGCGUCAAGUUCUCACCAUCGCUCACGCUGUUCGGGGGCAAGCCCAUGGAGGGCUGGAUUGCUGUCACGGUCAGCGGCCUGGUCACUGUGUCCCUGCUCAAGCCCAGCGGGCAGGUGCUCACCUCGACUGAGAGCCUGUGCCGGCUGCGCGGCCGCGUGGCUCUGGCCGACAUCGCCUUCACAGGUGGUGGCAACAUCGUGGUGGCCACAGCGGAUGGCAGCAGCGCAUCACCGGUGCAGCUGUACAAGGUGUGCGUGAGUGUGGUCAACGAGAAGUGCCGCAUCGACACCGAGCUCCUGCCCUCGCUCUUCAUGCGCUGCACCACUGAUCUCAGCCGCCGCGACCGGCUGCCCGCCAUCACCCACCUCAAGUUCCUGGCCCGCGACAUGUCAGAGCAGGUGCUGCUGUGUGCAUCCAGCCAGACGAGCAGUGUGGUGGAGUGUUGGUCGCUGCGCAAGGAGGGGCUCCCUGUGAAUAAUAUUUUCCAGCAGCUCUCGCCGGCUGUUGGCGACAAACAGCCCACAAUUCUCAAAUGGCGGAUUCUCUCGGCCACCAAUGACCUGGACCGUGUGUCUGCUGUGGCGCUGCCCAAACUGCCCAUCUCGCUCACCAACACAGACCUGAAGGUGGCCAGUGACACCCAGUUCUACCCUGGCCUCGGGCUGGCCCUGGCCUUCCACGACGGCAGUGUCCACAUCGUGCACCGGCUCUCGCUGCAGACCAUGGCCAUCUUCUACAGCUCCGCCGCCCCGCGCCCCGUGGAUGAGCCGGCUCUCAAGCGUCCCCGGACCACAGGCCCCGCCGUCCACUUCAAGGCCAUGCAACUCUCCUGGACCUCCCUGGCCCUCGUGGGCAUUGACAACCACGGCAGGCUGAGCAUGUUGCGUAUCUCGCCGUCCAUGGGCCACUCACUGGACGUGGGGCUGGCCCUGCGGCACCUGCUCUUCCUGCUGGAGUACUGCAUGGUGACCGGCUACGACUGGUGGGACAUCCUGCUGCACGUGCAGCCCGGCAUGGUGCAGAGCCUGGUGGAGAAGCUGCACGAGGAGUACACGCGCCAGAAGGCCGAGCUGCAGCAGGUCCUGUCCACCCGGAUCCUGGCCAUGAAGGCCUCACUGUGCAAGCUGUCGCCCUGCACGGUGACUCGUGUGUGCGACUACCACGCAAAGCUUUUCCUCAUCGCCAUCAGCUCCACACUCAAGUCACUGCUGCGCCCUCACGUGCUCAACACACCCGACAAAAGUCCUGGCGACCGGCUGACCGAAAUCUGUGCCAAGAUCACAGAUGUUGACAUUGACAAGGUCAUGAUCAACCUCAAGACGGAGGAGUUCGUUCUGGACAUGAACACGCUCCAGGCGCUGCAGCAGCUCCUGCAGUGGGUGGGCGACUUUGUGCUCUACCUGCUGGCCAGUUUGCCCAACCAGGGCUCCCCGCUGCGACCAGGCCACAGCUUCCUGCGGGAUGGCACGUCACUGGGCAUGCUGCGCGAGCUGAUGGUUGUCAUCCGCAUCUGGGGCUUGCUGAAGCCCAGCUGCCUGCCUGUGUACACGGCUACCUCAGACACUCAGGACAGCAUGUCCCUGCUCUUUCGCCUGCUCACCAAGCUCUGGAUCUGCUGCCGUGACGAGGGUCCCACAAGUGAGCCAGACGAGGCGCUGGUGGAUGAGUGCUGCCUGCUGCCCAGCCAGCUGCUCAUCCCCAGCCUAGACUGGCUGCCUGUGAGUGACGGACUGGUCAGCCGCCUGCAGCCCAAGCAGCCCCUGCGCCUGCACUUUGGCAAGGCCCCUGCUCUGCCUGGUGGCUCCACCGGCCUGCAGCUGGAUGGCCUCAUCAGGGCGCCGGGCCAGCCCAAGAUGGACCACCUGCGGAGACUGCACCUGGGCGCCUACCCCACGGAGGCCUGCAAGGCCUGUACCAGGUGCGGUUGCGUCACCAUGCUCAAGUCACCCAAUAAGACCACCGCAGUCAAGCAGUGGGAACAGCGCUGGAUCAAGAACUGCCUGUGUGGGGGGCUCUGGUGGCGCAUGCCCCACAGCUACCCCUGACUGCAUUCUCGCCUGAAAGCCAUGCUGUCCCCUUGCCGGUGACAGAGCAGCCACGUGCUCCAGACCUUCGUUGGGUGUUCUUAGACACCACCACCCUGGAACUAUGCUUUGGGGGCCUUGUCUGCUGCGCCAGCACCCCUGUAACUGACAGGGCCAGUGAGGACAGAGCCUGAAGCCUCAAGUUGGCACCUCAGCCCAGCCGCCGAGGCUUUCUCCCUUGGAGCCUGUUGAUUUACCUGGGAGGAGGACCUGGCCACGUGAUCACCCUGCAAGGUGGUGACUGAGAUAGGCUGGGGCCUGCCCCAGGCAGAACCACGGCAAGUGCUGCCCCAAGGACCCCUAGGUCCCAGUUCAGAGGGUCCAGGAUCUGAGGGCUCUGUGCUUUAGAAUGUGACACACGAACCUGCCAGGCAUCCAGUGGCCACUGUCAAGGACACCAGCUGGGCGUCAGCCUUGGGUCCCCCACCUGUACCUGUCACUGCUGUCUCUGACAUGGGCAGGCCCCAGAAACAUCCCCCUGGGCAGCAGGUGUCUUGUCGGUGUCCUGGGUGCCACCCCCCCACAGCCCCUCCCCCUCCACACGCAUGGGGUUCUGUGCCUGUGUGUGUUGCUCUCCUGCUUGGCCAGCAUUUAUUGAGCACCUCCUGUCUACCAGAUGCAGGUGUCCCAGUGGGGAGCAGUGGACUGGACGUGAGCGGGGGCUGCUUCCUACUGCCUGGGUUCCUGUACACAGGAGGAGUAUCUCUGUCUCUUCUUUCUCUCUGCCUCCCUGCCUUCCUUCCCUCCCCCACCAGGUUUUUGGGAGCUCAGGCUGUGGCCCCCAGGGGUCCUGCCUCGCCAGCAACCAUUCUCACCGAUUAUGUGGCUCCCCAGGGCCCGGGCACAGUGCCUGCCUGUUAAGCGGUAAUUGCUUCUCUUAUUUUCCUUCUGGAGGCUCGAGGGAGGGCAGGCCGGGUAGGCGCCCUGUGGAGGUCAGCAUGCUGCCUGCUGUGUCAGGCUUUCAGGGACUGGCAGCGCUCCAGGGGCCCCAUUACCUGGGCCAGUUGCCCACCUGCCUGUGGCCCCAGCACUCAGGGGUGUCCAUGUCUUGCCAUCUGAGUAGUGCUUUCUGCAGGGACCUUUGGGGUACCCCCCACCCGUGCUGCUGCUGGUGCCCCAGCCCCUUGGAGAAACGGGCCUGAAAUGGCAGCCUCUCUGGUGGAGCGGCACAUGGCCCAGGUUCUUGCAUAUAUUUUCUCAGCCUUUUACCUCAUCUGACCGUAUAUUUUUUAAGCCACUUGCCUUUCUCAAGUCAUUCUAAAGUCUUUAAAGCAGCUACUUGUUUUUAGAAAA